Solanum pennellii is the source of this 1358-nucleotide messenger RNA. RefSeq lists its product as uncharacterized. The transcript is spliced from 4 exons. Lineage: Eukaryota; Viridiplantae; Streptophyta; Magnoliopsida; Solanales; Solanaceae. The record is from RefSeq and is a predicted model, not a curated record. Bases 202 to 1017 code for a protein of 271 amino acids.
UCGAUAAUAUAACAAAAUUUUCAUUUUAUACGAAUAUUUCAUCUUAUUUCAUUCAAUUUGAUAUUAUUUUAUCUCAACUCUGAUUGCGAUUGCUCAAAGUAUCUUAUCCGUUACCUAAUUUUUUCUGGUUUAUCAAGAAAAUUGUGUAGAUACCUGCACUCUCAAAGGUUGACUAAAAAGUAGAGACUAGAGAGGGAAAAAAUGGGAGGAGGAGCCAUGUUGCCACUCUUUACAAGUACAAACUCCAACAAUUGUUUCACUACCCCACCCCUACCCACCCACAGGGACUCCAAUAUCCAACCUCCCCCUUCUUUGUCAUCAAUUUGUGAAACACCCUUUGGAGAAUCUUGGAAUAAGAAUAGGUGUAUUGAAUAUGGUUCAAACUCUAAGAUUCUAGAUAUUGGAUCUUUUAAUGAGUUUGAUGAAAAAGGGUCUCCUUAUCAUGACUCUGUUUUUGGUUCUGUUCCUUCUAGGUGGGAGGUUGAGAAGGCCAUGUCUGAUCUCCAAAGUUUCAAUUAUGCUCCUAAAGAAGAGAUGAAUUGGGUUGAACCGAUGCUAAAUCCUUAUGAAUCCACUCUUGUGAAAUCACCUGGAAAUGCAAGAUUUUAUGAUGCUCUUUAUAUGCUUCAAAAUGAAUCAUCAAUUCAGAGAUUGGUUUGUUCCAUAGCUUGUGAUAGAGCUGUUUGGGAAGCCAUGAUGAGCAACAAGGCAGUUCAAAAUCUUCAAGGCUCAGUCAUAUCUGCAGCUAAAGAAGAAGAAUCACAAAGCUCAACUGGGGAUAUCGGAUCCCUCAUAGUGAAAUGGAUUAUGGGCAUCACAACUUCCAGAAUCGCGGAGCUGCUCCAGUCAUUUGGAUCAUUAUUAAGUGAAAUAAUCCAUGAUAUAUUUGAACCAGACAAUAAAGAAAAACCCACAUCAGAAAUCUCUGACCUCAUGGAAGAGAAGAUUAGAUCCUCUUUCCUUUUAUCAGUUGUUUUGUUGUUGAUUGUGGUCGUCACAAGAACCCAAGGAGCUUGAUGACGAUCCAUUUGCUACAUACUUGACAUCAGAAGAAAACAAAGCUUUUUGUGAAUAGUUUUCAGAUGUUAUGACUUGUGCAGUUGCUUCCCUCUCUCAAGUCAUCCGCCUUUGAAGCAUUACGCCUUUUUUUGUGAUAAAAAUCCACUCUACCCACACCAAAUUGUAUGGUACCAAUGCAGGGAGGGGUAAUCAAUUCAGUCUGGACUGCUCAUACUCUCAUAGCAAACAGAAGUACAAAAGACUCGGUUCAACCUUUUAGUCUGCUAUUUUUUGUAUUUCUUAUGUAAACAUCAUUUUGUCUUGACAGUAAUAAGCAAAGAUUAGGCACAUGAGUUUAA